CGCACGCACCGCCAAACCCAUCUUCCCUCGCACCUUCCCUUUCGCCCACCUCUUCUCUUUAAGAACACCUCAGUCACUCCCUGCCCCCUCGACACCAGCCGCCACCUCGUCGCGAUCGUCUUCACACUCUCACGCCCUCGCCUCAGCUUCCUCUCCGCCUCGUCUUCACACUCUCACGAUGGUCAAGAAGCUCGCGCUCACCUCCCUCUUCUUCAACACCAGCGAGACGACAAUUUCCUCUUCCACCUCCAUGUCCGCCGCCUCCUUCAGCACGGCGGCGUCGUGGCAGUGGCCGUCUUGCACGCAGGCAAAGACGCUCUCCUUCCGGCGCGACAGCCCGGGGAUGGUGUCCAUGCGCCAGGACAGCAACAAGCACGAGGAGGAGUACAAGACGACCCUGAACCCGGCCUACGCCCUCGAUUACCCGUACCCGGCCGCCGCCGACUGCAGUAGCUACUCCAGCCUCUCCGACUCCUCCGCGACCCUCCUCUCCACGGCGCCGGAGCCGGUGAAACCAGCCGCCGUCUCGGACGCGGACGAGCUCAUCAUCCACGGCCUCCGGUCCAACAGCAGGCUCUUCUUCGAGCCCGAGUCCACGAGCUCCAUCGUGAAGAAGCAACGGGGGGCGGCGGCGUUCGACGGGGCCACGGUGCUGGCCAUCGAGUCCGCCGACCCGUACGGCGACUUCCGGCGGUCCAUGGAGGAGAUGGUGCUGAGCCACGGCGUCAGCGACUGGGUCUGGCUGGAGGAGAUGCUGGGCUGGUACCUCAGGGCCAACGGCAAGAAGACGCACGGCCUCAUCGUGGGCGCCUUCGUGGACCUGCUCGUGGCGCUCGCCUCCUCCUCGUCCUCGGCUCCCUCCCCUGCCUGCUCCUCCGGCUUCAGGCUGCGGACUGCAGAGUCGUAUUCAUCAGCCUGCAAAGAAAGGCAAACUGCUCGAUCUGGGUAGACCAAUGCGUGUAUGCAACUGAUUUGGUUUGUGCCAUGACAGCACCAAAUUAAUGGUGCUUGUUAAUUGAUAUCAGUCUUGCGAGUUUGAUUGGUCCUGCGGUCCUGUCCUGCCCUGCGUGGUGGUAGUGCAGAUGUAGCUGUUGACUGCUGCUGUAUUGUAUGAUUGUGUGUGUAUUGGUAGCGGUUGAGAGAGAGCUUAGUUUCAGCUGUGGUCGCCCUUGUCGAUGUUGAUACAAUCCGAGAAUCUCUGAUCAUGUGGCUGGUCGUUGCCCA
Molecule: messenger RNA, 1224 nt
Organism: Panicum virgatum (switchgrass)
Lineage: Eukaryota; Viridiplantae; Streptophyta; Magnoliopsida; Poales; Poaceae
Product: transcription repressor OFP13-like
Exons: 1
Coding region: 179-949 (256 amino acids)
Biological process (GO): negative regulation of DNA-templated transcription
Source: RefSeq, a predicted model, not a curated record